GAUUUUUUAUAAAAUUUUUUAUAACUAGCUAUAAAAUAAUCAUAAUGAAUUCAAUCUUUGUCUCACUAUUGCUGACCGGUUUGGUAGUCGCUAUUGACUGUAAGCGAGAGGCUAAGUUUGCCCCGUACAUCUAUGUCCCCGAUUCAAAUGCGUUCAAACUGACCCAGAUGAAACAGCAGUUGGGUGUGAGUGCCUUUUCACUGGCAUUCGCACUGGGAGGUUCUGGUGGGUGCACUCCCAUGUGGGACGGGGACAUACCUAUAGAUAAUGCCAAUAUUGUCAAAGAGAUUAAGGCGUUCAAAGCGGCCGGCGGUUCGCUACUUGUGUCGACCGGAGGCGCCUCCGGGAACUACUUGGAGAACGCCUGCCGUUCCGUCAAUGACCUCAAGAAUGCCUAUAAGAAAGUACUUUCAGUUACCGGAGCGUCGGGUCUGGACAUUGACAUCGAGGCCGUCAUUCCCACCGAUACUGUGAUGCAAGCCUUGGCUGAGUUGCAGAAAGAGAUCCCAUCCCUCACCGUUAGCUUCACUCUUGAGGUGCAAGGUGACGACUACGGCCUGACCGACGCCCUGGGAGUGGACGUCCUAAAGAAUGCGGUGAAACACGGCGUGAACGUGGAUAUCGUGAACCCAAUGGCAAUGGACUUCGGCGCCAGUGGUGGCCGUUCGUGGGGCGACGCCGUCAUACAUACCGGUGACUCAGUAGUGAAGCAAAUGAAGAAAAUAUGGCCACAAAAGUCCGAUUCGGAGCUCUACGGUAUGCUUGGGGUGACCCCCAUGUUGGGCGUCAACGACAAUGGGGUGGUGUUCACUCUGGCACACGCACAACAACUGGUCAACUGGGCCAACCAGAAACAGAUCGGUCACCUCGGUUUCUGGGAUAUUAACCGCGAUAAACAGUGUUCAGAUAAUAGCCAGGUCGGUGCCAGUCCCACGUGCUCAGAGGCUAAGUUUUCGCCGUACAUAUACGUGCCGCGUACGGGUGAAUUCAAACUGACCCAGAUGAAACAGCAGGUGGGUGUGAGUGCCUUUUCACUGGCAUUUGCAUUAGGAGGCGCCUGUAACCCGAUGUGGGACGAGAACCUACCCAUCGAUGCGCCCAAUAUUGUCAAAGAGUUACAGGCGUUCAGAGCGGCCGGGGGUUCACUGAUUGUGUCGACGGGCGGUGCGAGCGGUGCUUAUCUGGAAAAUAGCUGCAAAUCAGUCAACGAUUUAGUGAAUGCCUAUAAGAAGGUACUUCAGGUUACCGGUGCCUCCGGUCUGGACAUUGAUAUCGAAACAAACAUUCCUAUGGAUAAUGUGAUGAAAGCCUUGGCUCAGGUCCAGAAAGACAACCCGUCGGUCACCGUUAGCUUUACGCUUGAGGUCCAGGAUGACAGCUACGGCUUAAUUGACGAGUUGGGUGUGAAUGUCCUCAAAUCUGCGGUCAGUCACGGCGUUAACGUCGAUAUUGUAAACCCGAUGGCAAUGGACUUCCCGGCCAGUGGUGGGCGUCCGUGGGGUGAAGCCGUCAUACGUACGGGUGAUUCAGUGGUCAAACAAAUGAAGAAAAUAUGGUCACAAAAGUCGGAACAGGAUUUAUACGGGAUGUUAGGGAUCACGGCUAUGAUCGGAGUCAAUGACAAUAACGUAGUGUUCAGUUUAGAUCACGCAAAGCAAUUGGUCGACUGGGCCAACCAGAAACAGAUCGGUCACCUUGCUUUCUGGGAUAUUAACCGCGAUAAACAGUGUAGCGAUAAUUAUAAGCCAGGUGCAUCGCCCUCCUGUUCAGGGGUUCAACAGCAACCUUACGCUUACACUAAGGUUUUUAUGGGUUUUAAAUAAAUGUUUUAUUAAUUUUUGUGCAAAUGUUUUUGCUUUUGAAAUAAAAUAUUUUUGAAAAAGG
Molecule: messenger RNA, 1884 nt
Organism: Oppiella nova
Lineage: Eukaryota; Metazoa; Arthropoda; Arachnida; Sarcoptiformes; Oppiidae
Source: the annotation of a GenBank genome assembly